GCAUACACGCGGGCUUACUAAGUACGAGCCAUUUUUAAAUAAUAUGGCUACGAAGUCAGCUUGUUAAUUUAGGUAUACGUUUUUUUAAAACUUCUGAGAGUGAUUUGCAAUUCAAUGUUCUGAAUAAAAAAUACUACGUUGGUUGUUUGGAAUUAUUUUUCUCACUUGUGGAUAUUUCGCAAACUGGUCAGAUCUCAAUAUAAAUCCUUAUUCUUACUGGUAAAGACUCACAAAUUAUUUUUACAAGAUGAACAAAAAAUGCAUUGAUGUUGAUGUCAUUCUACUUGAUUCAUCGACGAGGUGCUUUCAUCUUCCGCCUCGUUCUCCUGGACAUGAAUUGUACACAAUGGUUGUUGAGCAUCUUCAGCUGGUCGAAUAUGAUUACUUUGAUUUGGAAUAUAUUAACAAAGAUGGUCUCCACUGUUGGUUAGAUCAUUCAAAAGCAAUAAAUAAACAAAUAAAUAUUUCCAAAAGAUUUCUUUAUUCUUUCGUUGUCAAGUUUUAUACCCCUCAUCCAAAUUUAUUAGAAGAUGAAUUGACCAGAUAUCUAUUCGCCUUACAAAUCAAAAUUGAUUUACGUUCUGGUCGAUUGCAAUGUAGUGAAAGCACUGCUGCUCUUCUAGCAGCAUUCAUUGUACAAGCGAAAAUUGGUGAUUUUCUGGAAGAUCUUUAUCAAGAUCAUUCAUAUUUAUUUGGUUUACAUUUGCUCAAUCAACCUAGCGAUGAAAUGUUAAAAAAAAUUGCUGAGUGCCAUCGUAAUCUAAUAGGUCAAUCACCUGCUGAAGCAGAUUAUAAUUUAUUGGAUACUGUAAGAAAAAUUGAACUCUAUGGGAUAAGAAUAAAUCCAGCUAAAGAUAAAAAUGGACUAAAUGUGAAUAUAGCUGUAACUCAUUCAGGGAUAUGUGUUUAUCAAGGCGGUGUUCGAACUAAUCUAUUUUCAUGGGCAAGAAUAAGAAAAUUAAGUUUUAAACGUAAAAACUUUUUUAUCAAAAUACAUCCUGAAGGUUAUGAUGCUAUCGGAUUUUCAUUCGGUACGCGAAAUGAAUGUAAAAGCUUCUGGAAACAAUGCAUUGAGCACCAUGCAUUUUUUCGUUGUCAAGCUGUUAGAAAUGUUGGGCGAAAAAAUCGCGUCGUUUCAAAAGGCUCUUCAUUUAGAUAUAUCGGUAGAACGCAAAAACAAUUAACAGAUUUCAUCCGGGAAAACUAUAUAAAAAUGCCUAACUUUGAGCGUUCAUCAUCUACCAGUCGUGUUUUAAAUACUGAAACAUCAGCAAUAUUACUUAGUAGUUUAAAAUUACAAAAUAAUGCAGUAGGAAAUUGUCAUGAUAAUCAAGGCAAUCCAACAGUACAUUCUGAUUUUGGUCCUUCUAUACGAUCCGAUAGAGAGGAUGUUGUACUUCACAACCGACCACAGACAGAUCCUUCGCAGAGACUUCAUUUAACAAGUAAUCUAUUAUCAUCAGAUUUAUCUAAUGCUGUUGCUACCCCUAUUAGUGGUCAAUCAAAUUCUGUCGGUUCUGUUGGAUCAUAUCAAAUAAUUCCACAAAAUAUUCAAAUCUUAAAGCAAAGAAGAAGUGGUUCAGCAGCAGGUCAGAUAAUUAUAGCUGGUAUUGAUCCGCAUGCUCAUUUAUUUUCGACAGUAGGAACAGCUAGCUCUGGAACAUAUACUAUAAACAGCUCUGUUUCUGUUGGAACACCUACAGGCUCCGCUAGCCCAACAGGCAGUCCUCAUCUUGAAGAUAAACCAGCUACACCAGUCACUAGCUCUGAUUAUACUUCACAAAUUGUUUGGCCAAAUAAACUCAGUCUUCGUCCUUUAUCCGUAUCAAAUUUAGCACUUCCUAGGCCUUCAUCAGCCCCACAAUCUGGUUGGCGUGCUUCAUUGCCUCGACAUGUAAUGCAAAAUGCAUCGGGCAUACUAAUUGCUCAACCCAAUGUAACACCUACUGGUUCAAUGAACGUUGCAAUCAUUGGCACAGAUCCAAAUUCAUCAGCCCAUACUUCCCUUUUACUUUCAUCUAAAAAUCAAUUUACACCUAAUCAAAUUAAUCCAUCUCAGGCAAAUAAUUUACAAAUCGGUACAACAGUAACAAUACCAAAUGUAGUCAUGGCAAACAAUACAAUUUUGCCUUCCAGUUUAACAUCGAUAAGAGCUAUUUGUAUGCCAAUGCAACAUCAAUCUGUUCAACUCGGUCAAAUUACAUCUGGUAGUGGUAAUAACACUGUACCAUCACAAUUAAAACUACCGCCUGGUUGUGCAUUUCUAACAGGAUCUGGUCAAACUCCAAAUAUUACCGGUCGUAUUAUUUAUGUAGAUCGAGCUACCGGACAAUCUUACAUACCGGUGCUUACAAAUGCCUCAGGUAAUUUAAACCAAGUGACGUUAGGGAAUCAUAUACCUUUAGCGAUCAGGCAACCACAAUUUGCUCAAGUUGCCUCACCUUCAACACAUAUGACAUCACCAACACCACUCCAACAACAACAAGCUCAACCCAACUAUGCCGGAACUGAUGAAACUAUAUGUAGUCAGUCUGAUAACCAGAUUACAGCACAAAUUUCUACUGUUCAAAGCAAUCCAAGUUCUAUACCACCUGAUGUGACUAGAAAUAUUCGAACGAUCGGUCGACGACCUGGACCUCCACCACCAGCACCUGAACGUAGAGACAGUAUUCUACAAAAAAAUGUAGAAACAAUAAAUCAAAGUUAUAUCACUGAACCCACAUCAUUGCCUCCACAAAUUCAACCAGAAAAAAAUUCGUUAUUAUCAUCUGUAAUAAGAGAUCAAUCUGAUUCACAAGGUGAAGAAGAAACUUCAGAUUCCCCUCAAAACUCACAAAAUUUAAAAGAACAAUCACAUCCUUUAGCUAUGGGAAUAAUAACUGGACCUAGUAGUCUUCAUUUAGCUUCAUGUUUAAGUUUAGCAGCUCGUGAAAGAAGUGCAUUAAGCAUAGCAAACCUAUGCGUUGAUAGAGAUGGUUCAGAUUUUGAUAAAGUAAGUGAUACUGAUCAAAAUGAACUAGGUUCAAUUCAUCAAUAUCCGUGCAUAAAUUCACUACAUCGACCUCGUCUACUUACAUCAGUCAGUGCUCGUGUAUCAGACGCAGAUAUUACAGAUGACGAUCACCAUUCCAUAUGUAGCCAACGAAGUAGUACUGCACGUUCUGUAUCAAAUAUUUGUCGUCAUGGUCACAGACAUCAUCAUCGUCGUCAUAGUCAUAAUCAUAAUAAUCGUCAAAAUCGUCCUCGUUGUUUUUCAGCGAUAGAUCCUUACAUGAUCUAUAAUCAAAAUGGUGACGAAUCAGACAGUCAAAAUUAUGUCAAUAAUAAACAUGACUCUUAUCAAGCAGGUGAUCAAGUCAAUCCUCAUGGUGUACACUCAAAACCACAGACAUUUCGUCGACUUUCAAAGCAUCAUUUGGAUGAGGCCUAUCAUUUAGUUCGUGAAUUAGUUAUGACUGAACGUACCUACAAAAGAAAUCUAAGUGUGAUUUGUACACAUUUUAAAGAUAUUGGUAAAGAUUUACUAUGUUCAAAUUUCAAUAUUAAUCCUCAACUAUUACAAGAAUUAACAUCCAAUUUAGUUGAUCUUCUUAAUCCAAUUUAUACAGAACAUUGUAUAAUAUUAAAUAAUUUUGAAAAUCGUCUUUCAAAUUGGUCAUCACAACAAAAUGAUCAUAAUAAACAAUCUACUGGUUUAGAUUCACUAAAUUUAAAUUCUCAAUCAAUAAAUUCAUCAACUGGUUAUCGUAUUGGUGAUUUAUUUGUUGCAAGUUUACAUAUUUUACCGCUCUAUCAUUGUUAUUUAAUGAAUGCGGGAAAUAUUAUGCUUGAUAUCGAAAAAUUAACAAGAAUUAGACCGGAAAUCGAACAAUUAUUAAGAAAUUUUGAAGCACAAAAAUAUUGUUAUCUACCAUUCUAUGUAUUUUUAUUAAAACCAAUGCAUCGGUUGUUACAAUAUCGUGUAUUACUUGAACGAUUAAUGCGUUACUAUGGUGAGAUUCAUCCAGAUUUAUCCGAUUGUAGAAUUGCACAUGCCAAAUUAAAUGAUCUUAUUCAAUCACAAUGGGAAUCCUACAAAAAGAUGGAAAAUACUUAUAAAUUACUAGAAAUUCAACGUGAUCUAAUUGGAUUUAAUCCAGACAUUAUUUCCUCAUCAGAUUUAUCUCAGUAUUCACAUUUACAAAAUGAAAGAAAUAAUUGUAAUAAUAACAAUAAUAAUGAUAAUAAACAAACCCAUAAUUCAACAUCAACACUAACAGUCUGUGGUUCACAUUCACUAGGACCAAUUUAUCAUCCUAAUAGACAAUUUAUUCGUGAAGGUUGGCUUCAGAAAUUGUCGAAAAAAGGCUAUCAACCAAGAAUGUUUUUUCUGUUAUCUGAUCAAUUAAUUUAUGCUAGUCGAACAAUGACAUCUUAUCUACAAUUCAAAGUCCACGGUCAAUUCUCAUUACAAGAUUUAAUGGUUGAAGAAGUGGAACCUGCACAUAGCUUCACCAUUUAUUCAGGUAACCGAUGUUUUCUUGUAGCUGCUUCAUCAGAUUGGCAACGUGAUCGAUGGCUUGAAGAUAUAUCAAGAGCUAUUUUAGCAGCUAAAACUAGACCAUCAUCGUCGACAUCAAUUAUGAAUGAAUCAAUCAUGAAUAAUAUGGAGAAUAAUACUGGAACUUCCAUGAAAACAUUAAAUUGUAACACUUUUGAAACUGACUCCACACAAAUGUUACAACGAGCUGUAACAAGUGUUCAUGUCUGUUGGCAUAGAUGUUUCACACUUUCAAUGCAAGACAUACUACGUGCUAAUGAAUACCAAACUAGUGGAUAUCUAUUGAGAAAAUUUAAGAACAGCAACGGCUGGCAACGACUAUGGGUGGUUUUUACUCAAUUAUGUCUUUUCUUUUAUAAAAGUUAUCGUGAUGAAUGUCCAUUGGCUAGUUUACCACUGCUGGGUUAUACCAUAAGUAAACCUGGACCUGAAGAUCAAAUCCGACGAGAUAAUGUGCUCAAAAUGCAAUUCAAAAAUCACGUGUACUUUUUCCGCGGAGAAACACGUCAUUCGUUCGAAAGAUGGGUUGAGUAUCUUAGUUGUGCAGCCGGGGCCAGUAGACCAUCAAACACAUCAUCAACCAUUAAAUAACAAAGCAUUUGGACUUCAACUAAUAAAUUAAUGUAGGCUUAUUCAGUCUUGAAUAACCCGACAGAUCGAAAUGAAAGAAAAACAAAUAUCAUAAUCUCAGUUCUUUUUUUGUGUGUGUAUAUGUAUGUGUGCGUGUUUGUGUACAGAAAAAGAAACGAUGUCUAUGAAGUUAUUUUUUACAAAAUUCAUAAAUUCACAUUAAAAACUUUGGUCUUGUUUUAUUUGAUUUCUAAUAGAAAAAUGAAAACAAAAGAUGAAUUAUAAUCUUAUUUUCUACAAAAAUGCAUAUCUUUUGUAUGUGUUGUUUUGAUCUUGUGACAAGCAGGAUGAACAUUGUUACAUAACUGAGAUGAAUUAUAGUAUGAAGUAAUGGUAAACAUAGUUGGUAACAAUAACUAAUAAUAAG
Messenger RNA from Schistosoma rodhaini, 5537 nucleotides. The record is from the annotation of a GenBank genome assembly. NCBI's taxonomy places the organism in Eukaryota, Metazoa, Platyhelminthes, Trematoda, Strigeidida, Schistosomatidae.